AUGUACAACGGCCUCGACCUCAACAUCUGGCCCCCCUCUGGCCUCGGACACGAUGACUUUGAUUCUUCUCUACCGGGAUCCCAAGAGUCCACCGGCGAGCCGACGCCUUCAAGGUCCUACCAAGCUACGGCGACCGCUCUGAGGCCAGCCACCCAGGGCCAGGUCAACAAUCACAUUGCGUUUCUAUCAAACCAGGCGCUUCUCCCCGUACAUGAACCCGCGCAUCAAGACGCCGACGUGAACCCCUCUGGCAGUGGUUCUGGCGUGGUUGACCAUUCAGACCUGUGGAGCGCAGCAUAUCGCGAGGCAAUAGCCCGUCUUGGAGAAGACAUUGACGUUGGCAUUCUCCAGGGCAAAAAAGUCGCCCAGUUGUUCGAGCAGCUGGAGGAGGCUGAUAAAGAGGCCACUCAAGAGUCCAUCUUUCUGCGAGGCGUGGAAUACCUGCGGUCCAUCCAAGUACCGCUCGAAAAAUUCAAGUUGGCGUUGGAUCUGGCGAGCCCACUGACGAGUAUCGAACCGACGGCUUCCACCGUCUUUGGUGUGGUCCGAAGCGUCUCGGCGAUCGCCAUCAGCAUGGCAAGUGCCGAUUUGGAUUUUGCGAAGCAGAUUGGCGACAUGCUGGAGCAGAUUUCCUACAUUGAUGAUUGCGAUACACUUGGUCAAAAAUCUCACAAGCAAGACAUUCACGAGGCCCUGGUGUCGGUGUAUCAAAGCCUCCUUGAAUUCUACAGAGUGGCCUUUGAGAUUUUGACUCGGAGAGGCGCCAGCCUGAUGGUCAAAAUGGUCCUCGAGACGGACCAUUUACCAAAUCUUGUGCAGGAGUUCUUGAGCCAGGCUGAUGUCCUCCGCAAACUUAUACAAAAGGCGACAUGGGAGAUCGUGGAAGACAUCAAGUCAAUGCUCUACGAUCGAGAGAUUGCCAGAUGGCUGGGGAGCCAAGGGAUGAGCCGGCAAACCCAGCAUCAUGCGUCUCUGCGGAGUGGUCGAGCGGACGGGGCCUGCGAUUUCCUGUUGGAGAAUACUGACUUCCAAACAUGGUACCAAGCAUCCAACUCUCGGAAACUCAUCAUUCUUGGGGACGUGGGCCACGGCAAAUCCGUCUGCAUGUCAUUCCUUGUCGAUACACUGCGGCAACGCAACGAGCAUCAGCUUCCCAACCCCAAGGUCUGCUACUACUAUUGCCGGGACGAUGAAUCGGGCCGGCUGACGUCUAUUCUCUCGACGCUGAUUUUGUCCCUCCUGGAGCAGCUCUCUGGACUUAAAAAGCCAUUCUUUGAACGAUACAAGAAGACGCAAGCUUCUGACGGCGGCAACCCCGCUGCAGAUGCUCUCCAACUCGAGGAAUUCUUGAAAUGGAUAGUCGAGACUGUCGACCGACCGUUAUUCAUAGUCAUCGAUGGCCUGGACGAAUGCGACUACGAAUCUCGAAUGCAACUCAUGAGGAUACUGGGCGACCUCUCGCACAGGAGCUCCAUGCUCAAGAUUCUGCUGUCGUCGCGACCCGCAACAGAGUGCCUCGCCCAGUUCGCCCACUUGCCCAGCAUCCAGCUCGGCCUGGAUGUGCGGCGUGAUGCCAUCAUCGUGGAACACAUGGUGACGAGAAGAUUAUCCUACCUAUCGACCGAGGUCAAGGCACUUGUCAUCGAGACCUUAUCCUCCUUGGCGCAAGGGAGUGCCAUUUGGGUCAAGAUGGUGGUUGACCUGAUUCAGCUCCGCCGAAUCACAGCUCUGGAAUCGAUGCGACGUUUAUUGGUGGCCAAUUCGUUGCCAACAGAACUGGCAGCCCUGUACGGCGACAUCUUCUUGCGAUGCACAACCGAUGACCCCGAGAACAAGAAGCUCGCGGGUAUCGCCUUGACACUCCUUGCCGCCUCCCGCAGGACCCUUCGGUUGGAGGAGCUUGCCUGGGCUGCCACGUUUGGUCUUUGGCGACAUGAGCUUCGCACAGUGGCCGCUGUCGCGCCCCUCGUGGAUUCUGAGAGGAUAUUGAGCCUGAUCCAUCCAUUUAUCAGUCACACCGAUGUCAAGGGUGUGAAAAAGGGUCAAGUACGACUCGUGCACCAGUCGGUCAAAGAGUUCAUCCUUGGCGGUGGAGAGUACUUCGCCGACAAGCACAUCAAGGCCCCAGAGGCCUUCGCAUUGGACCUGUGCAUCGAAUAUCUACUUCUGGAGGAGAUCGGCCAUGUACAUCUGUUUUCGCAAGAACAGUUGGCAAUCGAAGCGUUACCGCAAGACGCCGCCCUGUUUGAAGUCGAAAGCGACGACGCGGCCUCGUUUCAGGGUGAUCUUCACUGCACAUGGGACGCCUGGGAAAAGGACAUGAUCACCUACGAUCCAGUCGACCGUGGGCUGGGCGGGUUCUUCGCCUACGCAGCAUGCCACUGGGUCGACCAUCUCGGCAGCAUCACCACUGGACCCUUCCCUGCACUCGCAGACGUGGAGAAGCUGUGUGAGGCCGGGUCGAUUCGGCUGAGCAACUGGAUCGAGCAGAACAGUCGUCCUGGUUGCACAAUGAAGCAGAGAUUCGAGUUUGACAGUACCUUGUACGACCCCCUCAGUAUCUUUUCGGUGUAUGGCUCGGAGACCAUUCUGCGCCAGAUGCUGGGCAGCCCGGACUUGACAAGCGAAAUGUUCCUUCCUCAGUCCAGGGCAAAAGCAGUUGACCAAGUUCUCCAGUGGGGCGACUUGUCGCGGCUCAGCAUCAUUGCCUGGGAGGGCAAAGGUAGCGACUGCCUCUCGGCCCUCGACUUGUUCCAUCGCAUCAUGUCACGAUGGUUGCUUCCUCGCACGAACCACCCCAACUGGGACCGGGCAUUCGACCUUGUCGAUUUCGUGUUGGACGACUUGGUCGAGGAGGAAUCUGGCAAUGAGCUCUUGUGUAUGGCUGCGAGGAUGGGCUGUAUGCCCAUUGUUCGCCGGCUGAUGGACGGGGCGCAGGGUAACGAGAAGCUCCGGAACGAGCUGCUGCGUCCGGCGCAACGGACGCAAUCAUCUUGGGGCUCCCCAUCGCACCAAUCCGUUGGCGAGGCUGUCUUGGCGAAUCAUCUCCCCGUGGUGGAAUACUUGCUCAACCAAGAGGGCAUUGAAACCCAUCUUGAUCACCUCAAUUCACGCGGGGAGAACGUGCUGCACCUAGCAGCAACACACUGCAAUCCAGCCGUGUACGCGUUCCUUCUUCCGCGCCUGCAAGGACGUCUACAUCAGAAAGACAACGGCGGCGAUACAGCGCUGGUCAUGAUUGUCAAAAGCCCUUGCUUGCCCGAGAAGCGUCUCGAGACCGCGGCGCUGUUCCUGGCGCAGUGCGGUGACGAGGAGGAAACCAUCCAGGACAUGCGACAAGCGUUCCGCAUAGCCGGGGAAAUGGGCGAUACACGAAUGUGCAAAUUUCUGGGAGAGACGAAGCUGUAG
Emericellopsis cladophorae is the source of this 3408-nucleotide messenger RNA. RefSeq names its product Vegetative incompatibility protein HET-E-like protein. NCBI's taxonomy places the organism in Eukaryota, Fungi, Ascomycota, Sordariomycetes, Hypocreales, Bionectriaceae. The coding region runs from base 1 to 3408 and encodes 1135 amino acids. The transcript is spliced from 5 exons. The record is from RefSeq and is a predicted model, not a curated record.